UUAAAACUACAAGGGACAGAGCACCAAUACCAAUUGAUAUGGACCUCACAUGACGGCAGACACUCAAACACUACAAUAGCCACAAUUACUUCCUCUACUUGUAGAUCUGUAUUGAACACAUUGGGUUUUUCAAAAGGCAGUGGAUAUAAUCUUUCCAUGAGGCCAAACUUUGGAAAUGCUGGAGAGUUUGUGUUCAUGCAAACCACACCAGCUCCAGUUAUUGUGGUGAGGUUUGAGGCGUUUGCUUUCAAAGGUAUUGUGUAUAUUUGUUUAGUGUCACUUCGUCAAUAUCAGAAUUAGAGUCAAACACAAGCAUGUUCCUUUUUUGUUUGAUAACACUAAAAACACGUACUGGAUAUUUAGUUUAGUUGUAAGCUGUCCAGCCUACAAGAAGGGACCACACUUCAGUGGGAAAGAGAUGGAGAUUCUACUUCUAACACCACGUUGUUUUACGACAACACAGUCCACAUGGUCAUCCAUAGUUAUCCUGAGUGGCGCAGUGGUCUAAGGCACUGCAUCGCAGUGCUAGCUGUGCCACUAGAGAUCCUGGUUCGAAUCCAGGCUCUGUCGCAGCCGGCUGUGACCAGGAGACUCACGGGCAGCGCACAGUUGUCCAGGUUAGGGGAGGGAAUGGCCGGCAGGGAUGUAGCUCAGUUGAUAGAGCAUGGCGUUUGCAAUGCCAAGGUUGUGGGUUCAAUUCCCAUGGGGGACCAGUAUGAAAAAAAAAAAAUAUAUAUAUAUAUGUAUUCACUAACUGUAAGUCGCUCUGGAUAAAGAGCGUCUGCUUAAUGACUAAAAUGUAAAUGUAUAGUGUAGAUCAGAGCAGUAAGGGAAGAUACAACUGCACUCUCAGACAGAAUGGAACAUGGUUAUAUGGAGUUUAUGACACCUUGAAUGUUCAGACAAGUAAGUUAGCUAGAUUUGUGGAUAGUAGUAGUAAUAGAUUAAUUAAUUAACAGUAACUGAAGAUUCACUCGUGUGUAGAUUAACUUGAUUGUUGUAGAUAUUCUUCUUCAUAGUAUUUUCCCACAAUGUACAUUUUUUCCAGGCACAUUAAACAAGCCAGUAACUUUGUUCCGAGAGAGCAGCAACAGCAGUGAGGUGAAGAUGAUGUUCAGGUCUUUAUCCUGGUACAGCAAAGCCUCCUGGACCAAGAGCACAUCUCCAGUGGAAGCACCUACUGCUCUGACUUCAGAUGAUAGACUAGAAAUUGACCGGUUCUCAUCUCCCACGUUCAACCAUAUAUAUUUCCCCCUGCGAGUUUCACCAGUGGCAUUUGAGGAUGGAGGAUUGUUCAGAUGUAAUUUUAAUAGCCAUCUUAUGUCUUAUGUUGAACUCACAACCAUUCAAGGUAACUUUUCUUUUGUCUUUUAACAAUGUUCAAUGAGGAGAGCAGACAUUCUCUGUUCACGUAGCCUAAUGUUGGUUCUCUGAUUGUCAACCACAAAAUAACAUGUUUAAUUAAUCAGUUGUAUACUAGGCCUACAUUAUUAUUACGGUAUACUGUUCUUUCAGAGGGGAAAGUUCUGUUAUGUUUUCUGUUCUCUGGCCCAGUCUCUGCAUCUGGAGGGCCCCCUGGUGGCCAGUCGGUGGUGCUGAAGUGUGAGGUGUCGGAGGUGAGCGGUGACCCUGUGACCCUGGCCUGGCUGAGGAUGGAGGGGAGGAGGGGACUGCUGGUCAAACAGGAUGUCCUGACAGAGAGUCACCCCAACAGGACGCUCAGUGUGACCCUGCCCAGCCUCCAUAGCGACCAGCUGUACUGGCAGUGUGGGGUGUUCAUAGAGGGCAUGCUCAGAGCGAGUGUUCCCCUCAGACUCCGUGGUGCUGGUGGAAGAUCAGGGUUACCAUCGCCUCUGAAAGGUUACUAAUGACGAUAGUCGAUUAUAGUAGGUCACAGUAGAUCACAUCCUCUGAAUGAAUUGAUUCAGUGAGACAUCAUGAUCAUCAUUAUAAACAACAUAAAACAAGUAACCAAAUCAAUGUCUCUACAUUGCCCUUUGCCCCCUACUAAACUGUGAUGCAUUUGGAGUCAUAGCAAAAGCAAUUACAGUGUUGUAAGUCCUCAGAUGUCUCAUUUUUAGCAUGUUCUCUUUCAUACUUGGUUUCCAACAGACUACACUCAGCAGACUUUGAUCAUUGCGACCUGUACUGCUCUGGUUGUUGCUGGGAUCCUGAUUGGUUCUCUGGUGUUCUACCUGAAGAGGAAGAAGACAGACCCAGGUAAAGUCCCUGAUAAGGACUAGAACUACAGUAACAGGGCUGUCUCUGCUCCUGAUCGAACUUGUCGGGUUGCUAUAUUUUAGGCCCAUGCAAAACAUUUGUGUACACAUUUAUUUUUCUAUGAUCUCUUUUUUCAAAGCUGUGACAUCCCUAUCACUCACCCAGAAGAAUGACCCAGUCUAUGGUAACAUAACUGAUCCACAAGGAGACCAAGAUAUACUCUUCACUUUGGAAGUGAUAUGAUGUACAAUUCAUGAGAUAAAUGGUAUAACAGAUGUAUGAGAGAGAGGCCUAUAUGUAUAUAGGUGAUUCACAUUUUGGCAUUUAGUAUUUUUCACUAAAAGAGAGUACCCGAACCCACCCCGUGCUGGCCAUAUCAAUUCCCACUCGACCCACCCAAAACCUGACAUCAGGACUGUCUCAAGUGAUAUUUUAUUUUUACCUUGAAGGUACGCCAGACUUACCACUGACUGGGAGGAAAGAUGAUCCAGAGAGAGACAAACGUAGCUUCAGUGCAGUAUAUGUGCACACAAAACACUAAACACAAUUUCAAGGGCUGCAGUUACACUGACAUGUUAGUCUGCAACUCUCUUUUUUUAUCUUCUCUGUUUUUAUCUUCUCUGUUUUAAAGAGACCAAGUCAUACCUGAGCUGAUCUAUGUAAACACCCCUCACUUUAACACCUAUGAAAACAGCCACUGAGAAGACAUCAUGAGAGUGGGUGGCCAUUCAUCAUCACACACUUUUAAAUAACAUUACAAUUUCAACAAAACAAAAUUAAAAGCUGUAAAAUAAUUAUACUAUGCAGUCAUGACAGUGUUAUGACCAUAUGACAGGUUAUGACAAAUUGUCAGCUGUUGUUACAUAUUAUGACAUGGUUAUGACUGUGUCAUAACGUGUUAUGACCCUGGGUGUCAAGUAAAAUGUUACCCAGUCUUGUUAUGCUUUUACAGAUAAGGAACCAGGGAGGGGAGCUGUUGAGCUACAGAUGUCCGUAGCUGAUGCUUGAGGACAACUCCAGGGGUAGCAGAGAAAGCAUACAGGCCUAUACUAUCCGAAGCUUUCAGCAUUUGAUUGUCCAUAAAAUACAUUUAAGCAAUGUAUGUAUUAUUAUGUUUAUCAUGCUAAAACUAUUUCAUACAAUCAUUUUUCAUUCUAAACUUUCAGGAAUCCAACCAAACGGUAUCAAAACCCAUGCAAUUGGAGCCAUGUCUCUAGCUUAUUUUUAUUUAAAGAUGGAAUCCGCAUUAGGGGAAACGGCGCCACUGUUCGACCCCCCCCCAGCACAUUUCUUAUUGUUUUGUUUUGUUGUUGAGAACGGAGGAGAGGAGCGUUUGUCAGUGUGGUAAAAAAAAUGGCUGUGUAUAUUCUGCUGUCCUAUCACGCCUGCAAUGAUGUCAGAGGGAAAAAACGAUGUUCGUUGUUUGCAGUAACUUCUUUGUAAUAUCCUAAACGAACAUGGCAGUUUCACCAAUGAAGGAUUUCAGCUUUAAAGCUAAAGACUUUCACAAAAUUCAAUGAUGAAAGUUAUAACGGGUGUAACCCCAUUAUAACAUCAUGUACUUUACUUACUGUAACAUAUGUUUUUAAUGAAAUACUGUAGGACCAGUGAUGUAACUAACAAACUGCUUCCUGUAGCACCAGUUUAGAUCAUGUUAAGUCACAUUUUUCAUAGUCUGAGUUGAUUCUAUUUCAAUUCCAGUUCAAUUUGUACAUUUUUACCGUGGUGUGUUUUUCUUACAGUAUUACUAAUGCUAUUGACAAUAAAAGCACAUACUUUAGAAUAUUCUGGGUUAAUUUCAUUACUGUAACUAUUAGACAUUGCCUGCCUCGGUCAUCCAACCGCAGCAUUAAAUGAUCAAAAUGGGGAACACAUAUGCUGAUGGUUGAACUCACCUGAGAAAACCUUCACGUUAGCAGAUCAAGAGAACAAGUUGCUACAAUGAGGAAUGCAAUAUUCAGAUGAGAGGAAAUUGUGAAAGCUGCUGUUUAAACAAAGUCUUGGAGUUGUGCCUCAGAUAUGGGUUGAAUCAGAGUUUAACCAUGUCAGGUCAGGGUAUGGACCACAUUAUUUUGCUGCUCUGACAAUCUUGUUGAAAACUUGACAUGCCGAAUAUUUCAUUCGAAACCCAAAUAUUUGCGACAAGCAACUGAAAUGUGUUUUUACAGGACUACAUGCUGUACAAUAUGGACAAUAGCUUAUAUUACUAUCAAAGGGAACCUGGUAUACCAAUUAGAAAAUAUAUUUAAAAACAUUCUCUAUUUUGAAUCGGUUACCCUUGAUUCAGAAAGUAAAAAAUAGGCUUUAAACCAGAUGCCCAAUAUGUCAUCUCUGCAUGUUUUAAACACUUACAGGUUGAAUUAAAAGUGUUAUUUGACCAGAUCUGUGUCUUCUUGUCCACACACAGUGAUGAAAAGGAGCAUGUUCUUCAUCUCUGUGACAGAGUGUGAAUCUGUCUGUGUCACACCUUGAUCAAUAGUCAGUGUCAGAUCUGGCUCAACCUCACUGGUCAGAGUUCAGCUGGGAGUAGACAUCACAUGAUGGGAGAGACUCAUAGCUUAUAGCCAGAGGUAUAUCCUCCAGUCUAGUGGUCAGUCCACUCUUCAGUGACUACUUCUCCCACAGCAAAGACUAUGACAUCACAGUGAAGCCAAAGUUUGAAUGUGCAGGGCUGUUUUUUGUUGUUGCAAGAACUCAACCAGAGUGUGUCUCACUGUCUUUGCUACAAAAAGUAAUUCAAUUCUUGUCUGUUUUGUACAGACAAUCCAUUGUGAAUUUUCCAAUAUGACAAAAUAGUUUCCGGUGAUGAAAUAGUUUUGAAAGCCAGCUUCUGCAAUUACCCUAUUUUCUUCACUUCCUUUGUUCAUUUAUAGUUAAUAUGUAACCAUAUGUAACCAUUUUUAAAUGACAUAUUUUUUGUUGCACCUUUCUUUUGGCCUUCAUUUUGUCUGGGUUCUGAUGUGAUUUGUGAGGUGUCCAGCCUACCAGAAGGGACCACACUUUAGUGGGAAAGAGAUGGAGAUCCCACGUC
Messenger RNA from Coregonus sp. 'balchen', 5251 nucleotides. Lineage: Eukaryota; Metazoa; Chordata; Actinopteri; Salmoniformes; Salmonidae. The record is from the annotation of a GenBank genome assembly.